Messenger RNA from Xenopus tropicalis (tropical clawed frog), 5934 nucleotides. RefSeq names its product fibronectin type III domain containing 7 gene 2 (gene fndc7.2). NCBI's taxonomy places the organism in Eukaryota, Metazoa, Chordata, Amphibia, Anura, Pipidae. Bases 43 to 5934 code for a protein of 1963 amino acids. The record is from RefSeq and is a predicted model, not a curated record. The transcript has 24 exons.
UCUUCAUAACCUAGGGGCAAGAUCUAACCAGUAACUAACAGCAUGGCUGUGCUCUUGGACAGCUCUUGGAGAAGGGAAAUCCAUGCAAAGAUCCAAAACAUGCUCAGUAUACGGAUUUUGACAAGUGCCUUCCUUAUUUUAACCCUCAUUCAGUUUUCAUCUGGUGCCAAUGAUCUUCAAAUCACAAAAGUAACAAGUCCAACCUCAGCUCAGCUUCAGAUCACAUGGACCUCAACCUCCAGCUCCACCUCCUAUUUCAUGCUGGAGCUCCGUGUGGUAAACAAUACAGCCAUUGCUCUUGUCAGUAGCCUUGCCACCACUACGACCAGGUCUAAAUUAGUUCAAGGUCUUCGAGCAGGAACAUUUUACAAUGUAUCAGUGAAGUCAUAUACUGUUAGUGGGGCCCUAAUUUCAGCAGCUUCAGUGCAAACGCAGACAGUGCCAGCAACACCGGUGAUUAACACUACAAAUGGGAUUUCCAGCUCUGAAAUCAGCCUAACCUGGAACACUCAGGUGGGAGUGGACUACUACUUCCUGAUGGUAUCAAUUGGAUCAGAUAGCAUUAAUAAGACUUUUACAGAUACGCUGAAUGGCACUGUGGAUGGACUCCAGCCUUCAACAGUUUACAACCUCACCCUGUAUGCUAUGAAUUCCGCAGGCCCCAGUACAGCCAGCAGGCGUGUCAGUGUUUACACAUUAACACAAGCGCCUGGAGGUAUCACGGUGACACCAGUUUCAAGCUCCACCGUCGCACUAACAUGGGGACGUGUUGACAAUGCAUUGAUGUAUGGAAUUUUCGUUUAUGAGGCAGGACCUACCAACAAUCUGCUAUACAUCAUGAAAACAACAACAGUCACUAUCACACUGAAUAAUCUGCAGCCCUGUACAAAAUAUGUAUUUGAUAUUGCCUCAUACAAUUGGUUUUAUGUCAUUGGAGGGAAAACUGAAGUGCUAUACAAGUAUGGAAAUCUGGACCCCCCACAAGGUGUUACCAUACAGUAUUCCAGUUACAUGCAAUCUGCCCUCAUAUCCUGGGUGCCCAGUACUGCAGCUUCAAUAUAUGUUGCCACAGCCACAUCAGAUAAGGGUCAUGUGGCCUCUUGUAAUACAUCCACUACCAGCUGUGAAAUUCAAGAUCUCCGCUGUGAACAAACAUAUGUGGUGAGUGUGAUGGCGGAGACUGGGACCUGCUACAGCAACAGCAGCAAGCAAAGCACAGUUCAAACAGCCCAUUGUGCUCCACAAAAUAUCACAGUGACGGAUGACUGCCAGGUAAACACCAUUAUGUUGCAGUGGAGUCCAACUGUUAAUGCUGUACAAUACACUGCCUUUGCCAUAACUCCAGAUCAGCACAAACUUGAGUGCAGAAAUGUUGUACCUAACUGCUUCUUUAUAAACCUUUUGUGUGGGACGGAGUACGAAAUGAGUGUAAUGGCAAACUAUGCCACAACAAAUAGCUGCAGGAGCCAUGGGAUCAUAGCAAGAACAGCACCUUGUGACCCUGUUAAUGUGAUUGCUGUUCCCAACUGCAAUAACAGUGUCCUAGAUGUGUCAUGGGACCAAUCGAAUGGAGCUACCACCUACAUGGCGGUUGCUCAGGGAAGCAGUGGAUUUACCUACAACUGUUCAUCUGUGAGCACCAGCUGCCAAAUUACAGGAGUACAAUGUGGAGACAGUGUGUCAGUGACUGUCAUCGCUUCUGAUAAUUACUGCUCCAGCUGGAGCAGCUCCACGGAUGAAAUUGUAACAGCCCCAUGUGCACCAGCAUUUAUUACUACUGAAACUGACUGUAAAGGUGGUACCACUUCAGUUCAAUGGAUGUACAGUGAAGGGGCCCUUUUGUAUACUGCUCGUGCCGUCAGUGCCAUUGACAACGCAGAAUAUUCCUGUCAAUCCAGCGCCCUGCUCUGCACCCUUAAUGAUUUACCUUGUGGCGAGAUGUUCACUGUAUCUGUGAAAGCUACCAACUUUCAGUGUGACAGUGGUUACAGCCAAGAAGUGGAGAUCUUCUCGGUCCCAUGCACUCCAAGCAGUGUUUAUUCUGAACUUAACUGCGCUCUGAACACAGUCCUCGUUAAAUGGUCAGAUUACUCCAUAAAUGCAACAUACACUGCAACCAUAGAAGAAAAGGGUAUUGGUUUUCACAGCUGCACCACCCAGGGAAGUUAUUGUGAAGUCCAUGAUCUCAGUUGUGGGCAGAAUUAUUCUGUAUCUGUGAAGGCAGACAAUGGUCAUUGUACAUCUUCUUCCAACUGGACAGAUUCAUCUUUUACAGCCCCUUGCAAACCUACCCAAAUAAAAGCCAACAGUAUCUGCUAUAACAACAGCAUGCAGAUGACCUGGUCUAAAAACCAAGCUUUUGGCAUAGAUAUGUAUUUAGUUCAGAUGCAAAGUUCUAGCGGACAACAAAUUGCCUGCCAGUCAACAUCAGAAGUCUGUAUUGCUGAAGGUAUUCAGUGUGGAACAAUAUAUGAAGUCACAGUCACAGCUGUGAGUGAUAACUGCGAGAGCAUUUCGAGCAUAAUAUAUACGGAUCAAGUACCAUGUUCUCCUAAACAGCUAACCGACACUGUCGCUCCUGAUCUUGUGGUUCUGAACUGGAAUAGUGUACCUGGAGCUUUGAAUUACACCACCGAGGUAUCAGAUGGUGUUAUAGAGAGGCAUAACUGCAACACUAUAAAUACAUCAUGUUCAAUGAUGGAUCUCCUUUGUGGCCACCAGUAUAGCAUGUUAGUAACAGCUUUUGGUCAGCAGUGCAGCAAUGUGAGCAAUACUCAUCAGUUUCAAACAGCUCCUUGUGUCCCUCAAAAUGUUCUCGCAAAUUUGGAUUGCGUAACUAAUGUUGCAACCAUAUCAUGGAACAGCAGCCUUGGUGCUAAUAAUUACACCACGAUAGCAAAGGGAACUGAUGGACAAACAUAUUUUUGCAACUCCACAAGCACUUCCUGUGUCAUUGUUGGCUUAAAGUGUGGCUACUCAUAUCAGGUGACUGUGGAAGCAACCAAUGAAAAGUCAAAGAGUGGGCCCAGUAUUCCGGUUCCUAUUGUAACUGCUCCCUGUGUUCCUGUGCUAAACGCCCCACAACUGAACUGCAAUAAUACAGUCUCUUUAUCUUGGGGCACAACACUAGGUGCCAAUAAUUAUAUCUCAAAUGUUACUGCACCUCAGGGACAACCGCUAUCCUGUGCUACAUCAAAUACAGGUUGCACAGUUAGCAGCCUGCAGUGUGGGCAAGUAUACAAUGUGACCAUGACAGCUUUGAAUGCUCAGUGCAGUAGCCCUGCAAGUUCUCCAUUCUCCUUUACAACUGCUCCAUGUAUCCCACAGAAUGUUGUGACUAAGCUAGAUUGUAUAACCGGUGUGGCAACAGUGUCAUGGGACAGCGCUGCAGGUGCAGAACUCUACACUGCUAAUGUUGUUUGGGGCAACGAGGACCCUCACAGUUGCAAUACCAGCAGUGUAUCCUGUGAUAUCAGUGGGCUAAGCUGUGGGAAAGUGUAUACAGCAACUGUCACAGCAGCAAACGAGAAAUGCAAGAGUAAGCCAAGCUCAGAAGUACAAAUACAGACAGCGCCCUGUACUCCUGAGCAACAGCCUCCGCAACUUAACUGUGAAACCAACAUGGCAACCUUAUUUUGGGGCAAAACGUUAGGUGCAUCUCAAUAUGUCUCCAACGUCACUGCACCAGGAGAACAAGCUCUCUCUUGUGCAACAGAAAACAUCAACUGCACAAUCAGUGGGCUUAAGUGUGGCCUGUUAUACAACGCAACAGUUACUGCAAUCAACAAUCAGUGCAGAGGCCCAGAAAGUACCACAACAACAUUUAUAACUGUUCCCUGCCAGCCUCAGAACUUCACUGCAGCAAUGAAUUGCACCAGCUCCAUCGCCCAGUUAAAGUGGAAUGAGGCUGCUGGAGCUUUGGGCUAUACAUCAAUACUGAAGGCACCUGGAGGAGACAAGCAUAUCUGUAACAGCACCACAGUUCACUGUGAAGUUGGCAACCUGCAGUGCGGACAGCUUUACACAGUAUUUGUGAAAGCACACAAUCUGCAGUGUGAUAGCACACCUAGUGCUCCGGCACAGCUACACUCAGUCCCAUGUGUCCCUAGUAAUGUGCAGACACAGGUCAACUGUGACUCUGAUUUAGCAACUCUGUCUUGGGGUGCGACCAACGGUGCUGUCAAUUACUCAGCAAGAGUGAUUGGUCCUCAGAAUGAAGAACAUUUCUUCCAAGGAGCAGAUCUAUUGUGUAGUUUCCCAAAGCUAUCCUGUGGUGUGGAGUACAAUGCUACCGUUUCUGCUGUGGGAGACACAUGUAACAGUGAUACCACUGCGCCAUUGACCUUUGAAACUGUACCGUGUGCAGCUACAGAAUUAAAUAUGUUGUAUGAGUGCAAUAAGGAUACGGCAAAUCUCAGCUGGGCAUCGACUCCUGGAGCAAUAAUGUAUUCAGCUUCUGUCAGUACACAGGAUGGGAUGACUCUGUACUGCAACACAACAAGCACAAGUUGUGUAGUUAGUGGCAUAAAAUGCGGGCAGAGAUACACAAUGGCAGUGGAAUCCUUUGGCAUUACAUGCAACAGUAAAGCCAUCUCACCAAACCAAUUCCCAACAGCUCCCUGCAUUCCACAGAAUGCCACCUCAACCAUUAACUGCCAGGACAACAGUGCAGUUCUGUCUUGGAGCACAGCACCUGGAGCUAUGAAUUAUACCUCAUUGGUAACAGGGCCAAAUGGAGAGAGUCAUACUUGCCAAACCAACUCCACCACUUGUAAUAUCUCUGCUUUGACCUGUGGUUUCACGUAUAAUGUUACUGUAACCGCUUUCAGUGCCCAGUGUAAGAGUGAAAACAGCAAAGUUGUUCCUAUUGUCACAGCCCCAUGUGCCCCAGAAAAUGUAAAUGUAGGGACAGACUGUGCUCUAAGCACUGUAACGCUUUCUUGGGGUGAAGUGGCCAGUGCUCAGAGUUUUAUAUCUCAUUUAAAUGGACCAGAUAACUGGAUGAAAACUUGCUCUAACACACUGCCAACCUGUAACAUUACUGGCCUACCUUGUGGACUGGAAUUCUCUGCAACCAUAGCUGCGGCUAAUAGCCAAUGCAUUGGGCCUUUGAGCAAUCCUGUCAAGGUUAUAAGUGCACCUUGCAUGCCAGUCAAUGUUUACACAUCUGUUGAAUGUACGGAGAACUCAGUUGAUAUAUUCUGGGAUCGCUCAAAUGGAUCAGUAAGUUACUCAUCAACAGUGUUAGGAGCCGGGGGCCAGCGUUAUCACUGCAGCAGUGAGGAUCUGUCUUGCAGAGUGCCAAAGCUUCAUUGUGGUGAAGUGUAUUCUGUUAUAGUCUUUGCCGAGAAUGAUGUUUGUAGCAGUCAACCAAGUCACAUGAUUGAGUUCCCUACAUCACCCUGCACCCCAGUUAAUUUAGUAGCCCAGGCCUCCAUUAAUCUUGUGGUUUUAUCAUGGGCGUUGACUCCUGGAGCUCUGAAUUAUACUACCCAAGUAACAGGAAUUAAUGGAGAUAAGCACGUAUGCAGCACAUCAAACACAAGCUGUUCAUUGCAAGGGCUCCUGUGUGGUCAAAACUACAAUAUGUCUGUAACAGCCAUUGGUCCUCUGUGCAGCAACAUCAGUGAUCUUCAUGAGUUUCAAACUGGUCCCUGUACCCCAGUAAAUGUGAUUGCUGAGAUAGACUGUGUAUCUAACACUGGGCUAGUUUCCUGGGACAGCAGUCCUGGCGCUGAGAAUUACAAGGCAAUAGCAAAUGGGACAGCUCAAGACAUUCAUACAUGCAAUUCAACCAGCACAUCCUGUGACUUCAUUGGCUUAAAAUGCGGGACUACUUAUUCUGUUGUUAUAAUAGCAGCCAAUGAGAAAUCCAACAGCGAGUCAAGUUCCCCCGUGCAAUUAAACACAGGCAAGUGUUGUUUUAAGGAAUAA